This is a messenger RNA of Fonsecaea erecta, 786 nucleotides long. RefSeq lists its product as hypothetical. The record is from RefSeq and is a predicted model, not a curated record. The coding region runs from base 1 to 786 and encodes 261 amino acids. Lineage: Eukaryota; Fungi; Ascomycota; Eurotiomycetes; Chaetothyriales; Herpotrichiellaceae. The transcript has 5 exons.
AUGUCUACAUUCAAUAUCGACCAGGACCAAGCGAAGGCGCUCAGGGGUAAAGUUGCCAUUUUGACAGGUUCUUCUUCCGGAAUCGGCCUCGAAACAUUGAAGCUAUUUGCAGAGAAUGGCGCAACAGUUGUGAACGCAGAUCUAAAACCACCGUCCAGCGAAUUUCCCAACACGACUUUUAUCAAGACGGACGUCACGAAUUGGGAUGAUCUUCGCAAUCUAUUCGAAGAGACUGUGAAAAGAUAUGGCCGCGUGGAUGUCACUUUUGCGAAUGCUGGUGUCGCAGCCAUAGCAGAUUAUUUCGACCUACAACUCGAUGACCACGGACAACCGAGGGAGCCAUCUCGACUGUGCUAUGAGAUCAAUGUGCUCGGUUAUAUGUCAUUCGGUGCGACCGACUAUACAACUUCCAAGCAUAGCGUCCUCGGAUUUCAAAGAGGUCUACUUCCACAGUUGCGGGUCCGGCAUCUGGACAAGAUCCGAAUCAACAGCAUCGCACCGAACUGGACUCGCACGAAUCUCUUGGACGCUGAAUGGCUCGAAAGCAUCGGCGUCAGAUUCCAGGAGCCCAAAGCCGUAGCUCGAGCAGUUUGCAUGCUGGCCUCCGACCAAUCCCGCAACGGCGAAGUAAUAUACGUGGAGAACGGGGCUUACCGUGAGAUCGAGAAAGAGGCAUUAGCAUUCAGUUAUCAACUGUGCAAUACCUUGGCUGAAGGGAAUAGCCACGCACAAGACGAGGAGGUCUUUGAACAGAUAUUCAAGAAUGGACAAGGGAGAAAGAUAUAG